AUGCAAUCGACCCCUUACUUUCCUUCAACUGGGUACAAAAUUUUGGUCCCACCGCCAGGAUACGUUCCCAUUAGAACACCUGCUCGCAAAUUAAUGGCUACUCCAACGUCUAUGGGUUGUGAUGGAUUUAUGAUGUUGGAGGAGGAUCGAAAUCAAACUUAUGACCUACCCGCUGAAAUUCCAGGUGUAGGCAAUUUGCCAUUUCUAAAGAAGACAUGCAACACUUUGAUAAAGAACGGAACCCCGCCCAUGAGAAAGACGCCACUUCGGCAAAUAACUGACAAAGCUCGAGAUUUUGGUGCAGGCCCUCUAUUUAAACAAAUCCUUCCACUUUUGAUGUCGCAAAAUUUAGAUCAGGAAAGACAUUUGUUGGUUUUGGUUCGUCCUUAUGUUCAUAAGAUCCUUGUGGUUAUUGAACCGCUCUUGAUUGAUGAAGAUUAUUUCGCACGAUGUG
Cetraspora pellucida is the source of this 454-nucleotide messenger RNA. Lineage: Eukaryota; Fungi; Glomeromycota; Glomeromycetes; Diversisporales; Gigasporaceae. The record is from the annotation of a GenBank genome assembly.